GGCUGCGGCCCCUCACGCUGCCGCCCGGGGCACUGCCAACGCCCGCUCGGCCACUCUGGCCCCGGCCCGCGGCGGGAGGCGGCCACAAUCACCCCAGGGCCGGAGGGAGGAGCGGGUGUCCCCGGGGUCUCCCGGGCGGUGCCCGGUGAGGCGCAGCCGCCGCGGCCUGUGGCGAGCGGCAGCGCCGCUCCAGCCCCGCAGGGCCGGGCCGGAGCCCGGCCCCUUUUCCCGGGGCCAGCCGGGGGUCCUGGAGCCACGGGCCGGGAUGAAGCAGGCGCUGGUGGACGACACCGAGGAUGUGUCCCUGGAUUUCGGGAGCGAGGAGGAGCUGGCGCUGCGGAAAGCGCGGAUCAGGCACCCACUGGCCACCUUUUUCCACCUGUUUUUCCGAGUGAGUGCUAUUCUUACCUACUUGUUCUGUGACUGGUUCAGCAACAGCUUUGUUGCCUGUUUUGUCACAAUUCUCCUCCUUCUGUCCUUUGACUUCUGGUCUGUCAAGAAUGUGACAGGAAGACUCUUGGUUGGUUUGCGUUGGUGGAACCAGAUUGAUGAAGAUGGAAAAAGUCACUGGAUGUUUGAAGCAAAAACGGUGCCUACAAUAGCUGCCUCAACUGAAACUGAAGCCCGAAUCUUUUGGCUCGGUCUUAUCAUCUGCCCAGUGAUUUGGACAAUGUUUUUCUUUAGCACCUUGUUCUCCUUGAAGCUGAAAUGGCUGGCUCUCGUGAUUGCUGGGAUCUCCCUCCAGACUGCUAAUUUAUAUGGCUACAUCCACUGCAAGUUAGGGGGACAAAAAACCAUCAGCAGAGUAACUUCAAGGUUGUUUGGCACUGCAGAUGUUCCCAAGAGACAGAGCAGAAUUUCAGAAGAUGGCAGUGAAGAACAUGGGAAGACAGGCACUAGGUAACCAAACCAGGAAGAGCUAAAGGAUGAGCAGUAAACAAAGUAAUUCAUGAAAGCUGUUCUUCAUGGGAAGAUAUUUAGAUAAAGCUCUUAUAGAAUUAUGCCUGCAUGAAAUAAAGUCAUUUGUGUUUGAGUCUUUAGCUCCUGGAAGGUUUAAAGCCUUUGUUACUUAAAAGCUUCACCAAAAAGUUGUUUGUUUGAGCACAGACAGUGCUCAUGGUUUACACGGAGCAUGCUGCUUUCAGAAAAGUUAUCAACUAACCUCAAAUUGCUGGAUUAUCUUAACCAAGAAUUACGUGUAAUGAAAAGACAAUGCUAAUUUGUUUAACUUUGGAACUACAAUAAACAAAAUCAAACUGCCUUUCCCUCUUGUACACUAUACUGAUUUUGCAGAGCUUUGAAAUUACAAUCCCAAAGGGCCUCUUAGUUAUUAAAGAUACUGAAUGCUUAUUUUUUAAUGUUCAGGCUUUUGGCCAAAUAGAAUAAAACAAAAGUCAGGUACCGUGUUCACAUACUACUUGUGUGAAGCUGGCAGUUAUGUAGAAUUAAAACAUUAAUCUUGUUUUGACACCUGUAAAAAAAUAAAUAAAGCAAUGCACUGAUACUGUAA
This is a messenger RNA of Corvus hawaiiensis (hawaiian crow), 1510 nucleotides long. RefSeq names its product trans-golgi network vesicle protein 23 homolog A (gene TVP23A). Gene Ontology annotation, biological process: protein secretion; vesicle-mediated transport. The transcript is spliced from 7 exons. The record is from RefSeq and is a predicted model, not a curated record. NCBI's taxonomy places the organism in Eukaryota, Metazoa, Chordata, Aves, Passeriformes, Corvidae. Bases 266 to 904 code for a protein of 212 amino acids. Gene Ontology annotation, cellular component: Golgi membrane.